Lactuca virosa is the source of this 732-nucleotide messenger RNA. Lineage: Eukaryota; Viridiplantae; Streptophyta; Magnoliopsida; Asterales; Asteraceae. The record is from the annotation of a GenBank genome assembly.
AUGUCACUUGCCCAAUUCUCCUCGCUUUCUUCUUUCACUUUUCUACCACCGCCUACGCCAACUACUCGGGUUCUUCCGAUCCGUUGUUUCCAUACUCGACCAUCCACCUCCACCAGUGCAACAACCUUAAGUAGCAUAUUAAAGUCUGGCGUUAUUGCUUGUCUUCGCGCCAAAAGCCCGGAUGUGGCAUUGGAAGCUGCAAAGGCUGCAAUUACGGGUGAAAUAUCGAUUGUUUUACAUCAACUGGUGCAGGAUUUUCCAACCACAACUCUAGGGAUUGGCACUUUAAAUAUUGAGGAUGCAGAAAAUGCAAAAAAAGCUGGUGCAAAAUUCAUCAUGAGUCCUGCAAUUGUAAAGGCAUGUAUUCUUGAUGAAGACAGUGAUGAUUUGCUAUAUAUACCUUGUGUAAUGACCCCAACAGAAAUACUUUCAUCAUAUAAUGCUGGUGCCAAAAUCGUGAAGGUAUACCCUGUUUCUUCACUUGGUGGUGUUGGAUACAUAGCAACUUUGAAGAAGCCUUUUCCUCAUAUUCCUUUAGUUGCAUCUCAAGGAAUAACAAUUGAUUUCGUUGGUGGAUAUAUUGGUGAGGGAGCAUCAGCGGUUGUUUUAUCUAAUGCUAUUUUUGAGAAAGAGGCGAUGGCUCAAAGAAACUUCACUGCAGUUUAUCAACUUGCAAAACUUGCAGCUUCACAAGGCAAUGAAGCUGUAGAAAUGUAUUACUAUUUACUAUAG